Messenger RNA from Malaclemys terrapin pileata, 3849 nucleotides. RefSeq names its product multiple C2 and transmembrane domain containing 1 (gene MCTP1). The coding region runs from base 45 to 2795 and encodes 916 amino acids. Gene Ontology annotation, cellular component: synaptic vesicle membrane. Gene Ontology annotation, biological process: regulation of neurotransmitter secretion. Gene Ontology annotation, molecular function: calcium ion binding. NCBI's taxonomy places the organism in Eukaryota, Metazoa, Chordata, Testudines, Emydidae. The transcript has 21 exons. The record is from RefSeq and is a predicted model, not a curated record.
GUAGGAGCCGCGGCCCGCGGGGAAGUGGAGGCGGGAGGAAGAGAAUGGAGCCGCGGGCUGCUGUUGGAGACAAGCCCAGCGAGCCCGAGCCGGCGGCUUCCUUCCAGGCCCGGCUCUGGAAGAACCUACAGCUGGGCAGCAAAGCCAGGAGCAGCCGGUCUGGCGCGGAGCGCCGCACUGCGGAGCCCCAGCCCUCCGCCGCGCCUUCUCCGGGCGGCAGCAAGGGGGACCCGCUGCCCGGCGCCAGGUGGAGCGGCUUCAAGAGGCGGAAGCAGGUGCUGGACCGCGUCUUCUCCUCCUCCCAGCCUAACCUGUGCUGCUCCUCCGCCGAGCCGCUGGAGCCGGGCGGCGAGCCCGCCUCAGCCCUGCGCCGCCUUCGCGAGCACCUGUACCAUCAGGGCAAGGGGCAGCAGCCGCCCGGCCCCCCUGACGGCUCUCCCGCCUCCUCCUCCGCCGCCUCCUCGCUCUCCUCCUCCCCGCUGCCUCCCGCUGGUCCAGCCCGCGCGGACAAGGCAGGAGGGGAGGAGGGACGCCGGCCCGCAGCACACCUGUCCCACCAGAAGAGCUCCUCUCUGCCCGGCACCACCUGCCUGGAGCAGUUAUUGCAAGACGAGCCCAGCGCCGAGCGGAGCGAGGACGAGGGAGCCGAGGGCAGCGCGAGAACAAAUACAAUUGGAACUAGUAAUGCAGAUUUUCCCUUGGCUGAUACCGGAAUGUACCAGUUGGACAUUACAUUAAAAAGGGGUCAAAAUUUAGCAGCGCGGGAUCGUAGAGGGACCAGCGAUCCAUAUGUCAAGUUUAAAAUUGGAGGAAAAGAAGUGUUUAGAAGUAAAACUAUACACAAGAACCUCAAUCCUGUGUGGGAGGAAAAAACUUGCAUUCUUAUUGAUCACCCUAGGGAACCAUUGUAUAUAAAGGUCUUUGAUUAUGAUUUUGGAUUUCAGGACGACUUCAUUGGCUCAGCUUUUAUGGAUCUUGCGUCACUAGAAUUAAACAGACCAACAGAUAUCACCUUGACUUUGAAGGAUCCUCACUACCCUGACCAUGAUCUGGGAUGUAUAUUAUUAUCAGUUCUACUGGCUCCCAAAGAAGGACAGAGGGAAGUGACCAUGCUAAUGAGGAAGAGUUGGAAAAGAUCAAGUAAGUUUCAGCCCCAGAGUUUACGCCUGUCAGACAUGCACAGAAAAUCUCAGCUCUGGAGAGGAAUAGUCAGUAUCACUUUGAUAGAGGGAUGUGAACUGAAGCCCAUGGAUGCAAAUGGAUUGAGUGAUCCCUAUGUGAAAUUCCGGCUGGGCCAUCAGAAGUACAAGAGUAAGAUUGUGCCAAAAACGUUAAAUCCUCAGUGGAGGGAGCAAUUUGACUUUCAUCUCUAUGAAGAGCGAGGUGGAAUUAUUGAUAUUACUGUGUGGGACAAAGAUGCUGGCAAAAGGGAUGAUUUUAUUGGCAGGUGUCAGGUUGACCUGUCGGUCCUGAGUAGAGAACAAACUCACAAGCUGGAGUUGCAGCUGGAGGAAGGAGAAGGAUGGUUGGUACUGCUGGUCACCCUGACAGCAUCAGCUGCAGUCAGUAUCUCUGACCUCUCUGUCAACUCCUUGGAGGACCAGAAAGAGCGAGAGGACAUACUAAAGAGAUAUAGCACAAUGAGGAUGUUUCACAACUUGAAGGAUGUAGGAUUUCUACAGGUGAAGGUCAUCAGAGCAGAAGCAUUAAUGGCAGCUGAUGUCACAGGUAAAAGUGACCCAUUUUGUGUAGUUGAGUUGAACAAUGACAGACUGCUGACACAUACAGUCUACAAGAAUCUCAACCCUGAAUGGAACAAAGUCUUCACAUUCAAUAUUAAAGAUAUCCACUCAGUUCUUGAAGUGACAGUUUAUGACGAAGAUAGAGAUCGGAGUGCUGACUUUCUGGGCAAAGUUGCUAUACCGUUGCUGUCUAUUCAAAAUGGUGAACAGAAAGCCUACGUCUUGAAAAACAAGCAGCUGACAGGGCCAACAAAGGGGGUCAUCUAUCUUGAAAUAGAUGUGAUUUUUAAUGCUGUGAAAGCCAGCAUACGAACAUUAAUGCCCAAAGAACAGAAGUACAUUGAAGAGGAAAACAGACUGUCUAAACAGCUGCUAUUAAGGAACUUUAUCCGCAUGAAGCGUUGUGUCAUGGUGCUCAUAAAUGCUGCCUACUAUGUUAACAGUUGCUUUGACUGGGAUUCGCCCCAAAGGAGUCUGGCUGCUUUUGUGCUUUUUCUUUUUGUGGUUUGGAACUUUGAGCUCUACAUGAUUCCGCUUGCUUUGUUGUUACUGUUGGCAUGGAACUAUUUCUUGAUCCUAUCGGGGAAAGAUAACACGCAACAUGAUACAGUAGUGGAGGACAUGCUAGAGGACGAGGAAGAAGAGGAUGACAGAGAUGACAAGGAUAGUGAAAGAAAAGGAUUUAUGAAUAAACUCUAUGCCAUCCAGGAGGUGUGUGUCAGUGUCCAGAAUGUCCUUGAUGAAGUGGCUUCCUUUGGAGAAAGGAUAAAGAAUACAUUCAACUGGACUGUCCCAUUCUUAAGCUGGCUGGCAAUUGUUGCCCUCUGUGUGUUCACAGUCAUCCUGUAUUUCAUUCCACUGAGAUACAUUGUCCUUGUCUGGGGCAUCAAUAAAUUUACAAAGAAACUUCGCAGUCCAUAUGCAAUUGAUAACAAUGAGCUACUUGACUUCCUUUCCAGAGUUCCCUCAGAUGUACAAGUGGUGCACUACCAAGAACUGAAACAAGAUCCCAGUCACAGCCCAAAUAAGAGGAAGAGAAACAAUCCUGGCUAGCCAGCUUCAUCUCCUGAGGAGUCUAGCAUCUGCUGAGGGAAGAUAAAAGGAAAAGCCCAAAGCCUAGGCAGCAUUUCCUUUCUCUAAGCUUUUUAUUUAUUUUGCCUUUUUAUCACAGUGGAGAGAAUUUGUAAAUAUUGUACAAAAGCAUUUAUCAUUCAAAAUGUAUUUAGCAUUGUACAGAAAAAUUUGAUGAAGCCUUCAAAUAUGGGUUAUACUGUGGGGAAAGCCUGUGAUUCAUAACAUAACACAAUAAAAAUACGUAAUGUAAAAUAAGUGGUAGAUAUGUAAUAUCUUUUGAUAGUAGAAGGCACAUAAAACUAAAUUAAAUAUUCAAGUCAAAUCUGCAAAAAUAUAAAUAUAAAUCUGAUUUGAAAAUGUAAGUGCAGUUUUAUUUGAACGUUAAUAUUUUUAUCCAAUAAGUUUCCAUUACAGUUUUUUAUUUUUUAUAACUUUAAACAGAAAUACAAUGUAAUGGAACCUACUGCAUUUAAGUUUUAUCAAAGCUUUAGACACUCUUGUUAACUUCUCGUGCAGUGUAUUCAGACUGACUUGGUGUAUUUCUCAUUAGCUUACAAGUAGCCCAAGUGCAAAUUUCUUACUAGAGCUCCAUUAAUUGAAGAGAUUCCUGCCUUUUUUAUCAUUCCAUCAUGAGACUUUAAAAUACAUACAUAUAUCUAAAAAUACUGCCAGGUUUGUAACUGACUACAUCUCUUUUUAUAUGUACCAAUAAUAUUAAUUUGUACUAACUAGUUUAGUGAAUGAAAUACAUAGUUCAGUUGUAAAGAAAAUACUAUCAAACUAAAUCCAUAUUGCUUCAGGUGUCAGGUUAUGAACACCAUUUGUGCACAUAAAGACUUUUAAUACUAAACUGUUACAGAAAAUGUUUUUGCUUUCUAAUUACAAAGUCAUAUUAAAAUGCUUUAUGGCAUAUUAUAUUACCUGUUACUGGUGUGACAUACAGUGUAAGGGAAAAAUGCAGUAGUAAAAGUGAUAUACCAGUUUUAUUUCUUUGUUUAAUAAAGUAAUCAGUCCUCCUGAUACAGACAUCCCC